AUGGAGAAAACAGACUACAAACUUGUGCUCUCAUGCCCUUCUGGUCUAUCGCCUUCUCAGGUAUCAGUGGUUUUGGAUCCAUCUUACGAUAGAAUCCCCCAUCCUGACAUUGACUUAGAAAACUCCAUUUCUGAGAUAUGGGAUCGAAGGGUACAGAAGAAUGCAUCUUUGUACAAUGGGAAAAAGUUCCGGUAUGGAGGCUAUACUCUGUACAGCGGAGAUGGAUCAAAACAAGAUUUUCAUGUUUGCCUCCAACUUGGUUUGACGGAUUAUAGGACUUUUAUGGGGACAAACUUAAAUCCUUUUUGGGAAAAGUUCCUUGUUCCAUCAGAAGAUGACCCUAUACAAAGCCAACACACCUCAAGUCCACUGGGUAACGGUGCAAUUGUAGAGACAUCUGACAAGAAAAUAGUCGUGUUACAAAGAAGUUACAAUGUAGGGGAAUUUCCUGGACACUUUGUUUUCCCUGGAGGCCAUCCAGAGCCUGAAGAAGUUGGGGCAGCAUCUCAUCAGACGGGGGAAAAGUUAACAAACUCGGAACACAUUAACAACAAUGUCUCUCAAGAAAUGUUUGACAGUAUAAUUCGUGAAGUAGUUGAAGAAAUUGGAGUACCUGUGACAUCUCUUUGCAAUCCACUAUUUAUUGGUAUCUCCCGCAGGGUGUUAAACGUCAGACCAGCUGCUUUUUUCUUCAUCAAAUGUAGCAUUGAAUCAAAUGAAAUUAGAAGGCUGUAUGCUACGCAUUUAAUAAUUUGUGCUGGAAAUGGCUGGAUACGGAUGGAUGGAAUGAGCCAAUACUGUGGUGACAGUGGUGAUGAUAAUACAGUGGAGAAACUGGUAGGAGCAUUGGAUGCAGCUGCAAGGCUUUAA
Dovyalis caffra is the source of this 870-nucleotide messenger RNA. The record is from the annotation of a GenBank genome assembly. Lineage: Eukaryota; Viridiplantae; Streptophyta; Magnoliopsida; Malpighiales; Salicaceae.